AUGUUUCUACCCUGCCUCCUCAUCACCCUGGUGGCGCUUUUGAGGUUUUAUAUUCCUAGCGACAGCGGAGAAAAAGUGACCAUGGGAAUCACGACGCUUCUCUCAAUGACCGUCUUUAUGAUGCUUGUUGCGGAGAAUAUGCCACCUACUUCAAACGUACUGCCACUUAUUGGGAUAUAUUACGGCAUUACCAUAUUUAUUGCUUCUAAUGCGACUGGGAUGGCGGUUGUGACCCUCAAUAUACACCACAAGGGCAACAGCGGUCACGAGGUUCCGAGCGCAAUCAAGACUAUAUGCUUUGGUGUCUUCUCAAAUCUGUUUUGCAUGUCGCUAGAAAUACCACAACACGCAAGGACACAGUUUGAAUCAACAACGUAUAUGCCGGGAGGGUCAACAAGCGACGGCCAUUACACACGGUUCAAGAUGUCGGGGGAAGAGGAGACCUGUUUAGACUCGGCAAACACGCAGCGAGCUCAAGCAUUUCUGAUACUGAAGCAGCUUAAUGAACAUCAUCCGUUCAGUUCACGAGUAAGACCGGACGCCACUGCAACGCCAUCUUGUAAUGGCUUCGCUCCACAUAUGGGUACCACCAGUACCGGAAGUAGCAGUCAACAAGCAACUCAGAGUAAUUUCCCUUUCUCAAACAUUACGGAAAAUGGCGGGAAUUCUAUUGAAAAUGUUGAAACCUUUUUCAUUAAAGAGUUUUAUCGCGAGUAA
Mya arenaria is the source of this 717-nucleotide messenger RNA. RefSeq names its product neuronal acetylcholine receptor subunit alpha-6-like. Gene Ontology annotation, cellular component: neuron projection; synapse; membrane. The coding region runs from base 1 to 717 and encodes 238 amino acids. Lineage: Eukaryota; Metazoa; Mollusca; Bivalvia; Myida; Myidae. The record is from RefSeq and is a predicted model, not a curated record. Gene Ontology annotation, biological process: chemical synaptic transmission; nervous system process; monoatomic ion transmembrane transport. Gene Ontology annotation, molecular function: monoatomic ion channel activity; neurotransmitter receptor activity; transmembrane signaling receptor activity. The transcript has 4 exons.